AUGGGGUUUGGGGCAAGUUUUGUUGCCUGUUGUGUGACGUUGUGUUGGUUAUGUUCGUUGAAAGGAAUACAAUCUACAGAUAAUUCUACACUUCGUUCGUUAGAUGAUAUUUUUCAAGUAUAUGCACAGAGUUCGCUACCGAGAAGGCCUCGAACGGGAGUUCUAUACAAUGCAUCUUUGCCUUCGAAUUUUACAGGUAUCGAGGUUUCAAUUGUUCGCCUACGAAGGGGAAGUUUUUGGGCAAAGGGAGCCAAUUAUAGCAGUUUCCGUCUGCCACCAAAGAUAUUCACUGAGCCAUAUUCCACAAGACUGGAUAUUGUCUACUCAGAUCUAGGCAAUGAAUCGUCUCACUACUACAGUGUACCAAAUUACACUCUUGUUGCUCCUGUCGUUGGCUUCAAUAUUUAUGGUUCAAGAAACUCAACCGGGCAAAUUGGUAAUUUUACCACUCCAGUAACGAAACUAAAUCUCACACUAGUCGGAGGCCCCAUCUUGGUUCAGUUUCCCAAGAUUUCACUCCCACAAAAUGAAAAACCAAAAUGCGUUCGGUUUUAUUUAGACGGGACGGUUGAAAUGACCAACAUGACCCUACAAAAUAUGUGUAUUGUGCAAGAUCAAGGGCAUUUCUCUAUCGUCAUUCGGACCUCACCACCGAUACAACAGGCUCCAAAAGAGAACAAGGAGAGGGUAAAGGGGUUGUGGAAAUGGUGGGCAAUGGGAUUUGGUAUCGGUGUUUUUGGGUUGUUGUUAUUAGGAUUUAUCAUUUUUAUAAUAAUUCGAAUUUUUCGAAUGAGAAAAAUUGGAAAAAUGGAAAAAGAGUCCCAAAGAAAUGAAGAUUUGGACACCACAAAUGUUGGGCAUAGUAGAAUGCCUUCAGCUUCUCUUAUUAGAACACAACCUAAUAUUGAAAAUGAUUAUUUUCCAUAA
Molecule: messenger RNA, 927 nt
Organism: Cynara cardunculus var. scolymus (artichoke)
Lineage: Eukaryota; Viridiplantae; Streptophyta; Magnoliopsida; Asterales; Asteraceae
Exons: 1
Coding region: 1-927 (308 amino acids)
Cellular component (GO): membrane
Source: RefSeq, a predicted model, not a curated record